Cetraspora pellucida is the source of this 126-nucleotide messenger RNA. The record is from the annotation of a GenBank genome assembly. NCBI's taxonomy places the organism in Eukaryota, Fungi, Glomeromycota, Glomeromycetes, Diversisporales, Gigasporaceae.
GCACAAUUCUCUAUUGGCGAUGAUCAAACACAACCAAAUCAUGAACCUACACAACAUUCUCAAAGACUUCAAGUCAGCAAUGUUUUGAAACAACCUAAUGGUGAAUCUCAAAUCACAUUUGGAUAA